Molecule: messenger RNA, 3148 nt
Organism: Styela clava
Lineage: Eukaryota; Metazoa; Chordata; Ascidiacea; Stolidobranchia; Styelidae
Product: phospholipase D1-like
Biological process (GO): regulation of vesicle-mediated transport; intracellular signal transduction; phospholipid catabolic process
Cellular component (GO): intracellular membrane-bounded organelle
Molecular function (GO): D-type glycerophospholipase activity; phosphatidylinositol binding
Source: RefSeq, a predicted model, not a curated record
GAAGACAACUUCUUGGUAUUUUUAAGAAAUCGAAAAUACAUAAAUGAAUAGAGACAAAUUUCCAUUUCUUCUCGUAAUAUGCAUGCAAAUGUAGUUAUAAACUGUAUAUAUAUUACAAAAAUACAUUAUUAGUUAGAAAGCGUAGUGAUGGCAGAGCAACAAAGGUAUGAUCCGGGGACGAUAGUGCAGCCAAAUGAACCACUUCCAAAUAAUUUUUUACCUGAACAUCCUGCCAAAGUCUUUGUAACGGUGUGCAAUACAUCAGACUUUAGUUCUCAAGAAAUCUGGUAUGAUUUGACAGUUGAACACGAUUCGUUCCAAUGGACGGUUCGACGAAAACUUUCCGAUGUUGCCAAACUUGCUUUUGGUCUCAAAGCUUAUUCUGCUUUCAAAGAUGUAUCAGCAAGCAGGUUAACAGACGUGGAUGAUUUCGAUGCAGUAACGAAACCACCAAGCAUUAUGAACUUUUUGCAUAGCGCAACUGGGGAACGAAAGAAUAUUGAAAGCGUUAAGGAGGAUAUGCAACAGUAUUUCGACUAUAUUCUUGCUUAUGAAAUAUACAGAGGUCACAACAGUUUGGCAGACUUUUUUGAAGUGAGCGGUUUUACAUUCAGGAAAGAACUGGGGCGAAGCAAGAAGGAAGGAUACUUGCAAAAGCAAAGUGAUAAUUGUUGUGUUUCUACCUGGAGUAAAAGAUGGGCUGUGCUUAAAGAUAAGUUUUUGAUGUACCUUGAUGAAACAAAGCAAUAUGUCGAGGGAGUGUUUCUGUUUGAUGGAGUAUCAUCUGUAGUAGUCAAGAAAGGGGUUUUCUUGAAGCUCAAAAAUUCUUCUCAUACAAUAUAUUUAAAAUGUAUGACUUCAGAAGAGGCGAUCAAUUGGCAUGAUAGCAUCGAAAGUAACAUGGAAAAUGUGAUAUCUGAAUUCGGAGGUGCAAUGGGAAAUGUGCACGGAAGCUUUGCACCUGCAAGACCUUCAGUUGCACAUUGGCUUGUUGAUGGUUGUGAUUUCUUCGCUGCUGUAGCAGAUGCACUGGAAAGUGCAAAAAGUGAAAUCUUUAUUACCGGUUGGACGUUUUCUCCUGCUAUAUUCUUGAAGCGCAAGGGUGAAUUAAAAGAUGAAUGGCUCCUGAAAACUAUCAUAGAAAAGAAAGCUGCAUCUGGCGUCAAGAUAUACAUAUUGCUUUACAAUGGUCCGGGAGUAGUUGUGGAUCUCGGAGAACAUUAUGCAAAAUAUAUUCUGGAAAGUCUCAAUGAGGAAAAUAUUCGAGUAUUAAUUCACCGUGGGCUAGGGUUGGAAAAUAACCUAUUUUGGUCUCAUCACGAGAAACUGAUAAUUGUCGAUCAGUCAAUCGCAUUUGUUUCUGGCAUAGAUCUGUCGUUCGGAAGAUGGGAUUACCACAAACAUCCGAUGACGGACCUUAAAACAUCGGACGAUAAGGAGGAGUCGCAUCAUUGGUCAAAGUGCAUAUGUCAUCCAACGUGGAAGGGAAUGGAUUACGCCAAUGAUUAUGUAAAAGCAGCUACAGGAUAUGACAAGCCAUUUGAAGACCAACUUGACAGACGUAUUAAUCCUAGAAUGCCCUGGCACGAUGUUGGUGCCGUGACAUAUCAUGAAAGUGCCAGAGACGUUGCUAAACAUUUCAUUCAAAGAUGGAAUUUUGCAAAGGCAAAGCGCCACAGGAAACAGGCAAAAUAUGCAUACCUCCUUCCAAAAGUUAACCCGACAGUGGAAGAAAAAUACUCAGUAAAAGUUCAUCCGGACGCAGUCAAAGCAGAAGUUCAGGUUUUGCGUUCUGCGGGAGCUUGGUCAGUUGGCUUGACAGAAACUGAAUCCUCGAUACAUGAAGCUUACGUACGAGCCAUCAAGACCGCAAAGCAUUACGUGUACAUAGAGAAUCAGUUUUUCGUGAGUAUCAAAGACGACGACCUCGUUUGGAACAAAAUUAUUGAAGCUUUGAUUGAACGAAUCACGGCUGCGAAAGGGACCAACUUCCGCGUUUAUGUUGUACUUCCAUUAAUCCCAGCAUUUGAGGGAGAUUUCAGUAAGGAUGAAACAAGCGAAGAUAUACAAUUGGUGACUUACUAUCAAUUCAGAAGUAUUAGUCGAGGGGACGGAUCGCUCGUGGGUGCAUUGAAAAACAAUGGCUUUUCCGAUGAAGAAAUCAAGCAUCACAUUUCUUUUUGUGGAUUGAGACAACACGACGUACUCAACGGAAAAGCAAUCUCAGAAGUAUUGUACAUUCAUAGCAAAUUAAUGAUCGUUGAUGAUAAGAUUACAAUUGUUGGUUCCGCAAAUCUUAAUGACAGAAGUAUGAUUGGCACAAGAGAUUCUGAAGUCGCUUUGUGGAUGAGAGACACGGAAUUGAUACCUUCAAUGAUGGAUGGAAAACACUACCUGGCUGGAAAAUUUUCUUCCAACUUCAGAAAGAGACUGUUUGCAGAAUUUCUUGGAUUACUGCCACAGGAUUAUGACGACGAAGUGUCGGAUUUCAGUGUUGAAAGGAGCCUCAGCGAUAUAACAAGUGAUGAGUUUUUCAACAAUAUCUGGGAGAAAACGGCAAGAAACAAUAACCAAAUUUAUGAAGAGGUAUUCAAGCCGGUUCCAACUGAUGCCGUUGCAAGAUUUUCCCAGGUAGAUGAAUAUCGUAAGGACAUUAUAACAAAUGAAGAAGAUAAACGCGAAAUGCUUGAACAGGUACAAGGCUAUCUUGUAAAAUUCUCUACGGAAUACUUAAAAGAAGAAGAUUUGUAUCCAGAUGCCGAUUCAUUUCUUCGGUUAAUUCCAGCAGAAAUGUUCACUUGAGAAAACUUGAGAAAUAAUUUUUAAAACUAGGAUCUAAGCAAUUUACUCCAAUAUUAAUUGAUUUGCAAAUUGAGGUUUGAAUUGCAGCUGCAUAAUUUGUAGGUUUGCCAAAAUACAACUUAACUGUACUACUGAACGAUAGUCAGCAUACAAUAAAAAUGUAUUAGUUGGAUUUACUUUUUCUUGCAUGUAUAUUUAUCUAUGAUUAUAAUGGAAUGUGUUGCCAGCAUAGAGGCGACCAACUUUUACUGAUACUGAAGUUUGCUUUCCAGUACCAAUAACAUAUUAUACUUUUCAUUUGUGUCGCUUACCUGAGACUGCAGCAAUACAAUGUAACUAACAUAAA